This is a messenger RNA of Rhinocladiella mackenziei CBS 650.93, 2025 nucleotides long. RefSeq lists its product as uncharacterized. The coding region runs from base 1 to 2025 and encodes 674 amino acids. The record is from RefSeq and is a predicted model, not a curated record. The transcript has 3 exons. NCBI's taxonomy places the organism in Eukaryota, Fungi, Ascomycota, Eurotiomycetes, Chaetothyriales, Herpotrichiellaceae.
AUGGCAGCAAUCAACACGUUCCUGUCUCCCCAGGAACUACUUAAAGCUAUGGGUUUCACCAACUUUCGAGUGAUCAUAUCAGGUGGUGGAAUUGCGGGGCUCACUCUAGCCGGUGCUCUCGAAAAAGCAAAGGUGGACUAUGUGCUGCUGGAGGGCCGAGACGAGAUUGCCCCUGUCGUUGGUGCUGGAAUCGCUCUCAUGGCAACUGGUUCGAGAAUUCUGGAUCAAUUGAAGUGCUUUGAACCGAUUAUGGAAAUGACACAGCCCAUUGAUUCCAUCUGUGCUUGGAAGGAUGGUAAGUUAUUUGGAGUGAAGGACUUCCCAGCCCUCGGUGCAAAACGGCCGAUUAGGACUGGUUACCCUGUGAUCAUUACAGACCGACAUUUCCUUCUGCAGACACUCUACAACAGUAUAGAGGACAAGAGCCGAAUUCUGCCAAACAAAAGAGUGUCAAGAGUGGACCAUUGUGCUGACAGGGUAGUUGUUCAAUGCCAAGAUGAAUCAACGUAUACCGGCGAUGUCGUGGUCGGUGCCGAUGGAGUUCACAGCACCAUUAGAGAUGAAACGCGGCGUCAUAUGGACAUUUCGCAGUGGACUCCCAACACCGGACUCGGAGGUGGCCAUGCCAUCGAAACCGCCGCAACCACAGCCAAUGUCCUCCAACGGCUUGCAUACUCAAAAACACCACCUACUCAGAAAGAGGUCGAAGAGGCACUUCAAAAAGUCCCUGAAAAACAAAAACCACGAACCAAAGAGGUUUUCACCCCUUCGAAUCGUGCCACAAGAUUCGAAGCACUGAAAGGCAAUAUCGAGUAUUUCAUGGUGCUCAAUAUUCUCCCUCUUCUCGGAGACUUGUUCGUCAACAAAGUUGCGUCGAUAACGGUGGGUUCGGACAAGAUUGAAUUCCUCCCGGAUCCGCCGACGUGCUUCACAGGAACGAUGGCGUUCAAUCCAAAUUACGGACCGGGGACCAAGUCUCAUUUCGGGAUCAGAGUGCUCCUGGCGCUGCCUUUCCUGCUGUUGGCCUUUGUCGCACGCACGAUCUUCACGAAUGUCGUCGCAGAGCCGGACCUCCAAAGUCACCUCGGGCAAAUUCUGACAUCAGGGCAAAUCGAGUUCCACGGGCAAAGGUGGGGUCUUCCAACACUGGUGAAGCCGUUCGACUCACUUGUUGCCUCCUUCUCUCCCUCUCUGCUCAACAUUGAUCCCCUGCAACGGAUCCAAAUGCUGUCCUUCCUGAUCGACCUGGGCCCAUUGUGGCUCAUUUACACAUUGGAAGCCUAUCGCCGAGCGAAUAUUUUCAAACCAAUUUCCCUCCCCAUCCUCUUGGAAUCGCAUUCCAAGUUAACGAGUCCUCCCGCCGACUACGCAGCUCUUGACUGGAGACUUGUCAAUGUGGCCGCCGCCCGGACAGCAAUGAUGGCCAUUAUUCUUUCACUCACAGUUCCUACGUUCGCCAUGUAUCUACUUCCAGAUCUGACACAGCGAUUGAGCAUCAAUGUGAUAUGGCAAGCGUUUCCGAUUCUGACCAGCAUGGUCCACGGCUUUCUACAAAACGUAACGGUCGACUCGACCAACCUUGACCGGAUCUUCAACGUUGAAGCCGACUUGCCUCAUACACGAUUUGCGAUCAAGGUCUUGGCCGCUGUUUCAGCAUUGACUUUCAACUGGGCCCGAUUCUUCUCGAACGCUUCAACGUCGCAAAUCUUCCUCCCCAGCUGGAACGAUGUCAAAUCUGUUCUCGAUUCGGAGGCGGCGGGCCUGGAUCUUGUUUCUGGCAUGAGGUUAUGUCUACAGAUCGACGAGAUUGUUUGUUUUGUUUCAGCAUACUUGUGGCUCGCUCUUCUCGUGCAUGACCUUAAGGAGGCCGAAAUGACCAAUACCAGCUGGAUCCAACUUGGAUUGUGCGCCGGUAUUGGGACAUAUUUGGCGGGUCCCGGUGCCGUCGUGGCUGUGGGAUGGCUGUGGAGAGAAGGAAUCCUCGCUACGAAAAAGGCAAAAGGUGCCGUUGUUCCCAGCAAGUGA